Messenger RNA from Plasmodium fragile, 753 nucleotides. RefSeq lists its product as uncharacterized. The transcript is spliced from 3 exons. Gene Ontology annotation, molecular function: intramolecular phosphotransferase activity. Lineage: Eukaryota; Apicomplexa; Aconoidasida; Haemosporida; Plasmodiidae. Gene Ontology annotation, biological process: glycolytic process. The record is from RefSeq and is a predicted model, not a curated record. The coding region runs from base 1 to 753 and encodes 250 amino acids.
AUGGCGACAUACACGUUGGUUCUACUAAGGCAUGGUGAAAGCACUUGGAACAAGGAGAACAAGUUCACCGGCUGGACGGAUGUACCCCUAAGUGAACAGGGAGAAAAGGAGGCCAUAGCCGCGGGAAACUACUUGAAGGACAAGAACUUCCGCUUCGACGUGGUAUACACAUCGGUGCUGAAGAGAGCCAUCACCACCACAUGGAAUGUGCUCAAGACAGGAGACAUACUACACGUCCCAGUUAUUAAAACAUGGAGACUAAAUGAAAGGCAUUAUGGAUCCCUACAAGGAUUGAACAAAUCUGAAACGGCAAAAAAAUACGGAGAAGAACAAGUAAAAAUUUGGAGAAGGUCUUAUGAUAUCCCUCCUCCCAAAUUGGAUAAAGAAGAUAGUAGGUGGCCAGGACAUAAUAUCGUAUAUAAGAAUAUUCCAAAGGAUGUCCUACCCUUCACAGAAUGUUUAAAAGACACUGUUGAAAGAGUUUUGCCCCUCUGGUUCGAUCACAUAGCACCUGAUAUUUUGGCCAAUAAAAAGGUCCUUGUUUCAGCACAUGGAAAUAGCUUGAGGGCAUUAGUCAAACAUUUAGAUAACCUAACUGAAGCAGAUGUCUUGGAGCUCAAUAUUCCAACUGGAGUUCCCUUAGUCUAUGAGCUGGAUGAGAAUUUGAAACCUAUUAAACACUAUUACCUCAUGGACAGUGAGGAACUCAAGAAGAAAAUGGACGAAGUAGCAAACCAGGGCAAGGCAAAAUGA